UCACACCGCCCCCGUGAAACAAACCCUCUCCCCCUUUCUCAACUCUCCUCCCCAAUCUCCCUGCGCCCACGGUGCUGUGUGCAUGAUCUGACACUAGUGGAAAAAUAAUCCUUGCUAGUACACCGCCUUCUGAAUUCUCCCUCUCCUGGCGGAAAGCAACCGAGCAGAGCAACCGCUACCCCGCUUUCGGUUCGGACAUGGUCCCCGGGAUCCGGAGAUGAGGCUCCGAAAUGGCACCUUCCUAACUGUCUUCUUGUUCUGUCUUUGCGGCUUCAUCUCGAUUUCCUGGUACACUGCAUUCAGCAACCCGAAAGGUGAUGUGGUGGAUAUCUACCAGCGGGAGUUCUUGGCACUGAGGGACCGGCUCCACACUGCGGAGCAGGAGAACCUGAAGCGAUCCAAGGAGCUCAACCUGGUCCUGGAUGAGAUCAAGAGGGCCAUUGCUGAGAAGCAGGCACUGAGGGACAUUAACCACACCUGGAGCAGCCUGUCAGAUGAAACCAAGCUGAAGCUGUGGAACGUCACCAAUAAGAAUGUGCUUCAGCUGCCCACCAUCUUCCACCACCUCCCCCACCUGCUGGCAAAGGAGAACAGCCUGCAGCCGGCCGUGCACGUGGGCCAGGGGAGGACAGGAGUGUCGAUAGUGAUGGGAAUCCCCAGUGUGAAGAGGGAGGUCCACUCCUACCUGACAGACACCCUCAACUCACUGAUGUCGGAGCUCACUGUCGCCGAGAAGGAGGACUGUGUCAUUGUGGUGUUUAUCGCUGAGACAGAUCAGCAAUAUGCAAACAGUGUGGCAGACAACUUGAAACACCUGUUUCCUAUUGAGAUCCAGUCUGGCCUCCUGGAGAUCAUCUCCCCCUCUGUGAACUUCUACCCUGACUUUUCUCGACUGAAGGAGUCAUUCGGAGACCCCAAGGAGAGAGUCAGAUGGAGGACGAAACAGAAUCUUGACUACUGUUUUCUAAUGAUGUAUGCCCAGUCCAAGGGGACAUACUAUGUGCAGCUGGAAGAUGACAUUGUGGCUCGACCCAACUACUUCACCACCAUGAAAAACUUUGCGCUGCAGCAGCCCUCCGAGGAGUGGAUGAUCCUGGAGUUCUCCCAGCUCGGCUUCAUAGGGAAGAUGUUCAAGUCCCUCGACCUAUCUCUCAUAGUGGAGUUCAUGCUGAUGUUCUACAAGGACAAACCCAUUGACUGGCUGCUGGACCACAUCCUGUGGGUCAAAGUGUGCAACCCAGAGAAGGAUGCAAAACACUGCGACAGGCAGAAGGCAAACCUUCGAAUCCGGUUCAAGCCAUCCCUGUUCCAGCACGUGGGGACACACUCCUCCCUCGCCGGCAAAAUCCAGAAGCUGAAGGACAAGGACUUUGGGAAGCAGACUCUCCACAAGGGCCACGCCAACCCUCCUGCUGAGGUGACCACCAGCCUUAAGACUUACCAGCACUUCACCCUGGAGAAGGCUUACCUGGGGGAGGACUUCUUCUGGGCCUUCACUCCCGUGGCAGGCGACUUCAUCCGCAUCCGCUUCUUCCAGCCUGUCCGCAUAGAGAAGUACUUCUUCCGCAGUGGAAACAUUGAGCACCCCGGGGACAAGCUGUUCAACACUACAGUCGAGGUCCUUCCUUUCGAUAAUAUCCAGUCUGAUAAAGAAACUUUGAAGGAGGGGAGAGAGAAAGCCCCCAAGUACCAGCGAACAGAAGAUGGGUUCAUCCGAAUUGGCACUUUCUUGAAUGGCAUUGCGGAGGGUGAGGUUGACGCCACCUUUGGACCCUUGGAGGCCAUUCGUCUGUCUGUCCUGACGGACUCGCCCGUCUGGGUUACCCUCAGUGAGGUAUUCAUUAAGAAGGCAGAGUGACCUCCAGCUGCAAUACCUCUGGAAAUCUCUGACCGUUCCAUAGGGGACGGAAGCCUUUGUUGUCACAACAUUACAUCGACAGUACUUUGUUUCUCUAGCACGUGCUGAGUGCGCCACCUGCUGGCCCAAAGUUGGUAGAGCAGGAUUGUUGUCACUGUAAUAAUUGAGGACCUACCUGAAUUGUAAACAAAGACAUAACGAAGAAGUGGGACCGGUUUCAAAUAGCUGUAUUUUAUAAACUGUAAUUAUGUGUAUAUAAAUGUAUGUUGAGAAUAAAGGAAACUUGUAAUUACACUGGUGAUAACAAUGGGCUAGCUGGAUAGCCCAGACCAUUAAAAAAAAAUAAUAAAUAAGAAUGCUGCUUGGGGAUGGAAGACUUGGUUCAAAAUACAGUAAUGUAAUAAUGUAAAGGUUACCCACUGACUUACAAACUGACUGCAUCACCUUUAAUGAUCAAAUCUUUACCAGUUACAAUAUUUUAAACCAAUCAAAACAUGAUGUUGUCCUUUUGCCAAAUUAUAAUUUAGUUUUGUAUUAUUAUUUUAAAUACACAACAUAUAAAAAAAGCCUUUUCACAUCAACUCUCUCACUGCCAGAUAAGAUGUAGCAUUAUAUUGUGACAUGGUGAUGAUUAUUAUUAUUAUUAUUAUUAUUAUUAUUAUUAUUAUUAUUAUACAAGGUCUAGAUAUAAUAGUUAUAGAAAGGCACAUUCAUUUAAUGGAUCUGGUUUGCUGUACUUAAGUGAAUAAAUGUACAUUUCUGUUACUGCAGUGUAAAUCUAGUAACUAAGUGUUGAAAACCAGCCCUAUGUUUAAAAUAAUAUUUAAAAAAAAAAAAAAAAAAACAAGGAUCAAAUUCAAAAUGCUAUAUUCUAUAACUGUCAUAUCUGCUUAAUUAAAAAAUAAGAUUAUGAAAACCUACUAUAAAUCAAUUAUUUUUGAUUGAUUAAACCCAUAGAAAUCCUACUGCUAGCUGAGGUUUGCUGAACUGUAAAUUAUAGUGUGUGGAAAUGAAUGAUGUACAAUCACACAACACUGCCAUUUCACUUUCAACUGAGGUAUAAACUAUUGGUCAUUUUUGAAUGUGUGGUAUAACAGCUUUUUCUCUGAUCCACCUGCAACAGCUGUGAAAUCCAUCAGCCAGUCUCAUUAAUAUUGAUGCUCUGCUCGGAGUAAGCUCUGCUGGGUUUUCUUAUUGUGAUUAUACUAUUGUGACAUUUAUAGGUUACACAGGUCAUCAUCAUAUCACUUAAACACAUAUCAAAACAGAGUACAAUCAGUCUCCUAGGAAUAUAAAGCUGGAUAAAAGAAUCAAACAUUUUCAGAGAGCUCCGUAUUCUAUUCUAGCAAAUCCUGUACAGAGAACCCAGUGCUGAUACUGAGAUAUUAGAAGAAACUCAAUUGAAACUGUACAAACUCACUCACCCCCCCAGAUAUACAUCCUGUACAAAGAACUCAGUGCUGAUACUGGGAUAUUGGAAAAAACUCAAUUGAAACUGUACAAACUCACUCACCCCCCAGAUAUACAUCCUGUACAGAGAACUUGUCCAAAUCGUCAAAACGUAAUUGCUCUAUUCAGUUAUAUGGAGUGCCAAUGGGGUUGCAGCUAUUGAAGUAUCUUGGAAGGUGCUGUAACUCCAUUAUUCCCAAUUAUAUACAAAGUAUUUUGAACACUGCUGUGAAGUUCCUUGUUUCCAUUUGGCAUCCAACUGCAGUCCCUGGGUCUUGUAUCCAUCCGCAUUCUUGGGUCUCAAUUUGUAUCUCAGGCACACCUUGACAGUUCUGCAAUAUUAUGAGAAGCAUGCAGAAUUAAGUGAUCUAAUAUGAGGUGUUUAUUAUUCUUUUUGCAUAAGAGAGAGAUUGUGAUGUGUGGCCCAUAAAACAUAAGGCAGCAUAUGAAGCCAACACCAUGUGUGAUAACCAUCUUAAUUUAAGCUACUAGAACAUUUUCUGAAAAUGUUAGUUGGAAAAUUUGCCAGCAAAAGUUGUCUGAUCUUUGCCAAUGGCUUGUAAGCACACUCUCCAAGAUCAUUUUAAUUUACCUAAAAGACUUCACUUUCAAGAGCCUGUUUCAGUGUGUACAGUACCUGCAUUCAUUUAUACAAAUAGCUAUUGAAAAGGCAAUUUGUUUAAAAAGUGGCUACUUCAAAAUACUGGCUCCAUAUGUGUGACAUGAAUUGAAUUACAAUAGUUUGCUGUCCCCGUGAGGUCUCAUUGAGAUCCAUUCUAAACUUGUGGUCACCUUUUAA
Acipenser ruthenus (sterlet) is the source of this 4106-nucleotide messenger RNA. RefSeq names its product alpha-1,3-mannosyl-glycoprotein 4-beta-N-acetylglucosaminyltransferase B. Gene Ontology annotation, cellular component: Golgi stack; endoplasmic reticulum; endoplasmic reticulum-Golgi intermediate compartment. Gene Ontology annotation, biological process: protein N-linked glycosylation. The record is from RefSeq and is a predicted model, not a curated record. Lineage: Eukaryota; Metazoa; Chordata; Actinopteri; Acipenseriformes; Acipenseridae. Bases 218 to 1858 code for a protein of 546 amino acids. The transcript has 15 exons. Gene Ontology annotation, molecular function: acetylglucosaminyltransferase activity.